AUGAGCUCUACGCAAGAGAUCGACCUCUGGUCGCCUUUUACUAGAGACGUUCUACUGGAGGUCCGAACCAGCAUGAUGAAGAAGAUGCCGGGAUUAGAGGUCGAGUCUGGAAUAGACAAGAGCCUCAGAGAAGGACCGAUUCAUGUAUCUUUACUGGGUCUUGACGCGGACGAGCAUGACCCGACCUUCCAUGGAGGUCCCGACAAGGCGAUUCACGGUUAUUGCUCAUCGCAUUAUCCUGGCUGGAAAGAAGAGUAUCCCGGGGCAGCAGAUCGCUUCACACCAGGUGCAUUUGGGGAGAAUUUUGUCACCAAGCACAUGAAUGAGCGGAACGUCUGCAUUGGAGAUGUCAUCGCUGUUGGUGAUGAGGUCGUGCUUCAACUGAAGAACUUUGCCCCAACAACGUUCAAGACCAGCAGGACCGGCUGGUAUUAUAGAGUCCUCAAGGAGGGCACUGUAAAGGCGGGCGAUGAGAUCAGGCUCGUUGAGCGGAAGUGGCCCAAGUGGACCAUUGAGAGGAUCCAGGAAUAUUUGCAUAGGAACCAGAAUGACUUGGCCAUGAACGAGGAGUUGGCAGCGAUUGAAGAUUUGGGCAAGGAAAGCCGCGGGGCCUUCCAGCGGCGAGUGGCGAAGGCCAAGACUCAGGAGAAGAGGGAAAGGGGUGAUAAAUGGCGCGAUUUCAAAAUCGUCGAGAAGACAACCCAAACUCCGCGAAUCGCGUCGUUUGUUCUCGAGGCCGUCAGCCUCAAGGAGAACGUGGAAGGUGUAGACCCUGGCGCCCACGCAAAGCUUAAGCUUCCCAACGGCCUCCUACGGUCUUACUCGAUCGUCUCUGGAGACCGCAACGAAUUCGAACUCGGUAUUGCCUUGGAGGACCAAAGUCGUGGAGGCUCCCGUUUCCUCCACGAGUCCGCGGCCGUCGGAGACGUCCUUCAGGUCGGGAGGAUUACCACCGACGUGCAGGUCGCAAGUGCUUCGAGCAACCAUGUCUUCAUAGUCGGCGGUAUCGGCAUUACCGCCUUCCUGGCUCUCGCCGAGGCAUACCUCGAGGUUCACUUCAACUUCGAGAUGCACUACGCAGUGCGUUCCGCUGACGACGUACCUUUCCGAUCACGUUUGGAAGCUCUCGGUCGCAGUGUGCGACUGUACGACAGGUCCAAAGGGGAGAGGAUGGAUAUUGGCGAUAUCAUGCGGACGCUCAAGUGGAACAGCCAUGUGUACGUUUGCGGCCCCACGCGGAUGAUAGAAGCUGUGAGGACAGCAGCAGAAGAGUGCGGUCUCGAUGAGAGCGACGUACACUAUGAAGCAUUCUCUGCAGACACGUCGGGCGACCCGUUCGAGGUGGAGAUCGUGAACCAGGAAGGCAAAGUCCUUAAGGUGGGAGCGGAGGAAACGUUGUUGGAGGUGCUCAAGCGAGAGGUCGGGGGAGAUGUUGAGAGUAGCUGCGAGGUUGGCAAUUGCGGGACGUGCAAGGUAGUACUGAAGACUGGCCGGGUUGAUCACAGGGGCACGGCGUUGACUCCUGAGGAGAGGGUUGGAUCAAUGCUAAGUUGCGUGAGCCGCGGUAUUGAGAGGAUCACAAUUGAGAUUUGA
This is a messenger RNA of Colletotrichum spaethianum, 1593 nucleotides long. Its product is annotated as carnitine monooxygenase reductase subunit. Gene Ontology annotation, molecular function: oxidoreductase activity; pyridoxal phosphate binding; 2 iron, 2 sulfur cluster binding. Bases 1 to 1593 code for a protein of 530 amino acids. The transcript is spliced from 3 exons. The record is from RefSeq and is a predicted model, not a curated record. Lineage: Eukaryota; Fungi; Ascomycota; Sordariomycetes; Glomerellales; Glomerellaceae.